This is a messenger RNA of Wasmannia auropunctata (little fire ant), 2208 nucleotides long. RefSeq names its product putative RNA-binding protein EEED8.10. Gene Ontology annotation, molecular function: protein binding; RNA binding. The record is from RefSeq and is a predicted model, not a curated record. Gene Ontology annotation, cellular component: SCF ubiquitin ligase complex. Lineage: Eukaryota; Metazoa; Arthropoda; Insecta; Hymenoptera; Formicidae. The transcript is spliced from 7 exons. The coding region runs from base 139 to 1989 and encodes 616 amino acids. Gene Ontology annotation, biological process: SCF-dependent proteasomal ubiquitin-dependent protein catabolic process.
CUCCAGUACUCCGUAUACGUAUGUAUACACUACAUCUUAAUUUAUGUACAUACGAAGCAUGAUAAAGACUACAAUGCGGGGGUGUUUGUGAAAUAGAAAACAGCUUAAUUUUUAAAAUUUGCGAAAUAGAAGUCAGCGAUGGAUACUUUAGAAUUGGAUUAUGCCAAAAUGCUUCGUUACAUAGGCUUAGUCGUAUCAGACGAUUGCCUAGAUUCGGAAAUGAUAGAUGGUGUACCGAUACGAAAAUUGUUCGUCAGUAAUUUGGCUGAAAGGACAACUUUCAAGGAUUUACGCAAUCACUUUUCUAUGUAUGGAAACGUUGAGAGUUGUUACCUACGUAGAAUUCAAGGGAAAAGUAAUUACGCGUUCGUUACGUUUACUAAAGUGGCAGAUGCAAUAACAGCGAUGCAAGACGGCAGUAGGAAACAAAUAAGAUUGCACAAUAGAGAUUUAAGAGUGAUGGCUGCAGAUUCUUGGCAUCAACCUGACAGUAUGGAACAAAGAUUAUAUAAUGUGGGAAAAGAUUUGAAUAAAACUUCUGAAAGAAAGGCUACCAUGGAACAAUAUGAUCAGAAAUAUCUGCAAAACGAUAACGAAAGUGUAUCCAUCCAUAUAUUGAAUGAUGAUUGCUUGAGACAUAUCUUCCUAUUUUUGCCAAUUGUAGAAAGAGUUCGUAUAGAGAUAGUUUGCAAACGCUGGAGAGAUUUAAGCCAAGAUUCCUGGCAUAUGAUUAAGACAUUGGAUAUCUCACCUACUACAUGGGGUUUUUCAUACACCCAUAUGAUUUCUACAGCUUUACUUCGUAAAAUAUUGCUGAAAUGUGGCAAAUUCUUAACGCGAUUAGACAUAGAUGAGCCACUUCAUUAUUUAAGUCAAAGCACGUUGACUAUUAUUGGAAAACUUUGCCCUAAUCUUACGCGCAUUAAUAUUACUGCACUGACAGUUUGCGCGUCAGGUAUACGUACAUUAGCAAAUAAUUGUAAAAAUAUAACCAAGUUUUGUUUAGGACCAUCUACCUACAGUUGUGAUAACGAAUUGAAGUGUCUCUUUAAACUAAAUCAAAACUUGGAAUGCCUUUUAAUAACCAGAAAUAAUAUUUUGGGCAAAUCUUUAUUAUACUUGCCAGAGCAAAGUAUGCAUACAGUUACAUUAGACCGCUGCGACUAUCUCCAGGACAAUCAUCUUGCAGAGGCACUGAAGAAACUAGAAAAUUUAACACAUCUCGCAAUAAUCGAAUGUAUCGGCAUAGCUAAGCAUACGUUGGAAGUUGUUGGUCAGCAUUGUAAAAAUCUAAGAGUAUUGGAGCUUAAUGGAGACUUUCCCUCCGCACAAACGGCAGAUAUAUUAUAUUUAAUUCACCUCGUCAAUCUGCAGGAUUUAAAAAUUACGUACAAUCCUAAAGUAUCAGACGAUUUCUUUACUGAUUUAGUACAACAUUGUCAGCAACUUACUAACGUAGACAUUACAGGUUGCUGCAACGUGAGCGAUGUUGGAUUAGCAGCUAUCGCUACGUUAGUAAAAUUAGAAAAAUUGAUUGUCAGUUAUAUUCAUCAAAUUACUGACGAAGGUUUAAAAAAUAUGUGUGGUUUAAAAGAAUUGGAGUGCCGAAGAUGUCCACUUAGUGAUCGAGGCAUAACAAUGCUCAUCAAAUCCUCGCCUCAAUUACAAUUGUUAGAUCUCUCUGGAUGUAGAUAUAUCAAGGGUACUAUUCUCGAAGUUGCUAAAGAUGCUUGUAGCAGUCGGACUAAUAAUGUGAUGUUGAAGAUGAUUAUUGGAGGAACAGCAAUUUUCGACCGCUUUGAUCUAGAGAGACUACCUCCGCUAUUGCACAUAGUUAAUGUCGAUUUGUCUAACCUUAGUAAUGUGUCUACUACGUUUCUCAAUGAAGACAACUUGGAAUCUUGGUACAAUCGAGAUAAUAUAGAUUUUGAUACAGAUUAUUCCUAUACAGAUUAUUCCAAUACAGAUUCCGAUACGGAACUUUAUUAACUUCUACAGAUCAAUCCGACUAGAUGAAAUAUUCAGAAGAUAAUUACAGAGAACCUAACGAAUUAGAUCAUUAUUUGUAUAACAAUUCAGAUUCUUAAAACUCUGCAUCACAGUUUUGCUAUCGUUUAAUCGAUUUUUUCUUUAUUUUUUCUUUAAAGACAAUUAGUCUUUAUCAUUGUUGAGAUUGAGCUAAGAUUUCGCAUGUUUGUUAAAAAACGA